AUGCUGGGAAGAGGCCCGGGCCGGCUGCUGAAUGCCGGAGAACAUGGCCUGGGCGCGGGGGGUGUGGGGGGCGCAGGGGGCGUGGGGUCACGGGGUCACGGGGUCACAGGGGGCAUGGGGGGUGAGGGGGCGCAGGGGGCACAGGGGGCACGGGGCCUGGGAGGGUGCCGCCUGCGAGAGGGCGGGCACGGCACGAGCGCUGUGCCUGGACGCCUGUUGCUCCGCCCGCCCUUUGGGCACACGCACGGCGGAAGCCCCGGGAGGGCAAGGCUGGCUCUCGGCGUGGGCCGGGGCACCCCGAGCCACGUGGGCAGCCUGGGCCUGGCUGUGGUGGGCAGCCGUCCUGCCUACGUGCACCCCCUGCCUUUCCGGCCUCUCAGCCCUCGUGCCAUCUCUCCUCUCCAGGCGUCUGCCCUGCCGGGUGGGUGGGGAGCAGGGGGAGGCCCAGAAGCCUGGAGAGGCCGAAGGGGCCGGCCGGGAUUUCUGUUGGAUCCUGGAGGCGAGAGGAAGCCCCCGCGUCGAGGGCCCGAGCCCAGCUUCCUCGACCGAGAAAGGGCGCACGAGGGGGCCGCCGAGCCCGGCCGGACUGACCGUCCGCUGUGUGACCUCUCUCGUCAGUACCCCGAGCUGAUGGUGGCAUCGUAUAACAGCAACGAGGACGCCCCCCACGAGCCCGACGGGGUCGCCCUGGUCUGGAACAUGAAGUUCAAGAAGACCACGCCGGAGUACGUCUUCCACUGCCAGUCCUCCGUGAUGUCGGUCUGCCUGGCCCGCUUCCAUCCCAACCUGGUGGUGGGCGGCACCUACUCGGGCCAGAUCGUCCUCUGGGAUAACCGCAGUCAUCGGGGGACGCCAGUGCAGCGCACGCCCUUGUCUGCGGCCGCACACACGCACCCCGUCUACUGCGUCAAUGUGGUUGGCACCCAGAAUGCCCACAACCUCAUCACCGUCUCCACGGACGGCAAGCUGUGCUCCUGGAGCCUGGACAUGCUCUCCACGCCACAGGAGAGCAUGGAGCUGGUGUACAACAAGUCGAAGCCUGUGGCCGUCACUGGCAUGGCGUUCCCCACCGGAGAUGUCAACAACUUCGUGGUGGGCAGCGAGGAGGGGACGGUCUACGCAGCCUGCCGCCACGGAAGACGAGGAGGCUGCUUCAGCUGCUUGUGCCCUGCUGGGGGCCAGGUGCGAAUCCCCCUCUGGAAGGCCUGGGCCUGGGGAACAGCCCUGGGCCCCCAGCCAGGCCCGGAUCAGAACUUUGGCUUUCUUCUCCGGCAGGUCCCCACGGCCAGCGUGGCUGUGGAAGGGGCCUCGGCCCUCAACCGCGUCCGCUGGGCCCACACGGGCAAGGAGGUGGCCGUGGGGGAUUCGGAAGGGCGCAUCUGGGUCUAUGACGUCGGAGAGCUCGCCGUUCCCCACAAUGACGAAUGGAGCCGCUUCGCUCGGACCCUGGUGGAGAUCCGGGCGAACCGGGCCGACAGCGAGGAGGAGGGCAGCGCGGAGCUGGCCGCCUAGCGCAGCCGCCCUGGUCCUGGCCGGGCCUCCCCGUGUCCCGAGGCUUCCCGCACUCCCGCGUUCCCGCCAGCGCCUGGCCGCCCUCCCUGCGGGCCCCACGUACCCCGCUUCUGCCCCAAAGUCCGGCCUUCCCGGCUUUCCCGGCUCGGAGCCCCCCGGCCGUAGCCACGGCGCGGUCAGGGCUGCGGCGCAACCCGAAGCACGAGCCCGGCCCGUGGCUGUCCGACUGGCGAUCCAGGAGGGCCCGGCCCGGCCCGUGUGUCAGGCCGUCCGGGUGGAGCAUGCACGUAGGCCUGAGCCGCUGGUUCCUGACCGUGACCCGGAAGUGCCAAUAAAAUGGA
Messenger RNA from Gracilinanus agilis (Agile Gracile Mouse Opossum), 1853 nucleotides. Its product is annotated as cytoplasmic dynein 1 intermediate chain 1-like. The transcript has 9 exons. Gene Ontology annotation, biological process: transport along microtubule. The record is from RefSeq and is a predicted model, not a curated record. Lineage: Eukaryota; Metazoa; Chordata; Mammalia; Didelphimorphia; Didelphidae. Gene Ontology annotation, cellular component: cytoplasmic dynein complex. Bases 1 to 1512 code for a protein of 503 amino acids. Gene Ontology annotation, molecular function: dynein heavy chain binding; dynein light chain binding.